AUGCCAUACGGUAUCUACGAAUUACAGAAAUAUGGAAUAAUCGGAAACGUUCAAACCCUGGCAUUCGACCCAAUUCAGUCGUUAAUGGCUGUAAUCACCCACUUCAAUCAUAUUUACAUUUUUGGCCAAGCACGUGUGAAUGUCUCUUUCACUUUAAACUCUGUGAGCCCCAUAAGAGCACUGCGAUUUAUUAAAGGUAUAUACCUUAUUGCAGUUGAUUCGGCUAAUAGCAUAUUUGUCAUUUCUCUACUACAGAAAAAAGUGAUCCACACCUGUAUUGCAAAAAUACCAAUUACUGCCUUCGCCUGCGAUUAUUCGUUGGAAUUUGUCUUCGUUGGUUUGAAGAAUGGCUCUGUCAGAGCAUUCAAUAUAGAGACAGGGCUUGAUACUGUUUUGAAUUUAAGAGAGCAACAAACGCCAGUGUUCAGAUUAGAAGGGGCCUAUGAAGUAAGCGCAUUAGCUAUUCAUCCUAGGGAUAUUGGAACGCUCCUGAUAUCAUAUCCUAAGGUAACUGUCAUUUACAAUCUAGUUGGGAAUUCAAUUUUGCAUAAUUUGGUAUAUAAACUACCAAGAACAGCUCCAGGUGGUGAAAACUCUCUUUAUGAAUAUGGGGCAGACGGUUUUUAUUAUCCAAAGGUUGUGCAUAAUCUCUGGCAUCCCAAUGGAUUGCACUGUAUUACUGUACAUACCGAUAACUCCAUCGUAUUUUGGGAUGCUAAAACCGGUGAGAAAAUUUUAGCCAGAACAUUGUUUGACGUUGAUGUAGACGAGCCAACAGGAAAAGCUCAGAAAAUAAGCAAACACAGAAUGACGAAGAUUAAAAACAUCAAAUGGUUAUGCGAAGAGAAUCCCGAGAAAACCUCACUUUUAAUAUUGGGUGGUGACGGUUACUCAUCAGAUGGAUACCAUCAAUUGGUUAGGAUGGAUUUCGGUAAGAUGAUCUCGUAUUCUCUUACAUCUUACGCUCAGAUGGCAAAGUACUAUGCUCAACCAAGAGAACAGAGAAUUUUCGCCAUUCACUCAAAAGCAUCAAUAGUAGAUUUUGUUCCUCUUGGCGAAGCCUCUCCUUACUUCGAUGGUUGCCAUGAUGUCAAAUUAAUCUCAGUUAUUAUGAGUGACGGUGCAAUCAAGUUUUUACACUAUCCAGAAGGCAAGAUGACAAUGAAUGCAAAAUAUUUCCCAUCGACAGUAUCAUGGUUGAAUCCCAAAAUCACAUGCUCUUCAUCAUCCUACUUGGAUCGUCGUAUAAUCAACAGCCUGGUUACCAUCAGAAGGAUAGAUCAGCUUCCGGACUCUAUAUUAAAAGGUGGUAUUCCGUGCCAUCCCAAAUAUAAAGCAGAUGCUGGAUCACUCAUUAUAACUGGACAUGAAAACGGUUUUGUUAGAUUAUGGGAUUCCUCUGAAGGUGAAUUGGAUAGCACCCGUAUUUUUGAGAUAGAUAUUUCAGCUAUCAUACAAAAGGACGAUGAAAGUGUCUCUGUUGUUCAUGUUUCAUUUGCACCUGAAACAUUAGAGGUUGCAUGUAGCUUGGCAACUGGUGAUGUAUUAUUGUUUGCCUAUCAGGUCAACAAGAAUUAUCAAGAUAAAAAAAAUGAUCCACAUUUGGUUUCUGGCAUGGGGAGUCUUUCGUUAGAAAAAAGUGGCAGGGCACUAAUAAAUAUUCAAGACCGUUCUCCUACUCAUAUUAAGAAAGGAUUUAUGCCAAAGCUAAUGAUCAGACCGCUAGAUAAUGGUCUAGUUACUGCAGUUACUACAAGUAAUUUAGGCUUUGUUGCUAUCGGAUAUGAAUCUGGAAGGCUAUUACUUAUUGAUCGUCGCAGUGGUGUUGUAAUCCAUAAUGAGUUACUAAGGGAUAAGGGUUUAUCUAUUUCUAGUGAGGCUACUGCAAUUGAAUUUGGUUACGGUUUACACUCCUCAAGCAAAGAUAGGGGAACAAUUUUAAUGUACGUUGGUACCAAAAUCGGAAGACUAUUGACGUUUGAGAUCACUGGAUUACCGGGGAGCUUCAGAGUGAAUUUCGUUGAGCAGAUCGACUGCAACGAUGAGGCGAUAGUGUCAAUCAUAGCGGUAAAUUCAGAAAGUGGUAGACCUGCAACUCCAACAUUGGAGCAUUUGAAACGAGAUCUCACGGCUGAUAGGUUCUUCCCGUACGUUGUUACUGCCUCCAGGUCUGACAUAAGAGUGAUCAAAAAUAACUCAAAAAUUGCGCAUAAGACAUAUAGCAAAGGUGACGUUUCAAAGGUUGGAAUAACUGGAGCUAAGACUACAUACACUAAAAAGGUGGCUUUUGGUUUGGUUGUCAUUUUAGGAGGAAGCAAGCAGCUACUGACGCUGACGAUUCCAUCUUUGAUCGAAAUGUCAAGUCUUAGAAUUCCAUACAGAAUAGAGCCAAGAUUUGCGACAGAAAGUUCUAUAUUACCAUUAGGUGAUGUUUUCCUCCGAAUCACCGAGACAGAAGCUGCUUUGAUCAACAUUAUGAAAAUCAGAACGCCCAUCAUGUCACUUGAAACUAGCAGAUCUACAGACACAUUGUUCCUCAAGAAUAUUGUUGUCCCUUGGAGACCAGGUUCCAACCCAAUGUUAAAAAACACUCCGAGUGUCUCGUAUGAUCAGCUGUACAUUCUCCUAACCGGCCGUGAAAGACGUCCGGACAGCAAAUCUGAGGAGGCCAAUUUGGCUUGGGAAGUCUCGUGCUAUAAUCCAGCCAACUACACUUAUAUUAGUUCAAACAGCCCAAUUUAUUUCAACCCUAACGCGAUCCAUCAAAACACACAGUUGAUGGAAACCCCUAGGAGAGAAGUAGCUAAGAAGCGUGCGUCUAAGGGUAGCGGCUGGUUGGGAGGUGUUUCACAGUAUGCUCAAAAUACGCUGGAAUCUGCACAAAACAACAUGGAUACUUAUUUGGGCGAUUUGAAUGAUGAUUUCGACAAGAUGAUAUCGGAUGCCAAAAGCGACGCCAUCAAAGGUGUCUUUAAUGGUAAUUUUUCAUGA
Pichia membranifaciens NRRL Y-2026 is the source of this 2991-nucleotide messenger RNA. RefSeq lists its product as hypothetical. Gene Ontology annotation, cellular component: plasma membrane; cytoplasm. The record is from RefSeq and is a predicted model, not a curated record. Bases 1 to 2991 code for a protein of 996 amino acids. Gene Ontology annotation, molecular function: myosin II binding; syntaxin binding; GTPase activator activity. Lineage: Eukaryota; Fungi; Ascomycota; Pichiomycetes; Pichiales; Pichiaceae. The transcript has a single exon. Gene Ontology annotation, biological process: regulation of protein secretion; establishment of cell polarity; regulation of exocytosis.